GUUCAUGCGGAACUCUUCGGUCUGCCUAAAACGUCAGGCUUUGGCUAAAAAUCACUCGUUCGUGGAGAUUAUUACGGUUAAAAUGAUCAUCAUCGCAAUCCUUCUGGCAACGAUGUCGACCGGCUUCGUCGAAGGUGCGGAGGUACAUCGAAAUACCCGGGCCCCCCUGUCCCAUAGGAGUCCAUACCAAGGGUUGGACGCCCCUCACCAAGUGAACCAGCGCGCAUCCAGUCAGCACGAAUCGUCCACCCCCCAAGACUACAAUCAACUAGACGUCAACCUGGCUUACAAACCCUUCGACUCCGCCCCAGCCCACAUAAGACGCCUGAUCUACGACGCCUACGGUCCCCAGCAGCCCUACGUCAACCCUCACGCCUUCUUCUACAAGAACUACGUCGGGCUUCCCGACGAUUUCCUCACAUCUGGUGACCACCGUAGAAGAGCAGAUGAGGAACACGCGCACUCAGUUGUCUCAUCAACAGCCGCUCCCAUCUCCUACAGGACUGCCUACCCCUUGCACUCCGAGACUGUCGCCAAUAUUCCCACCAAGGUUCUCCAGAAAGGAGGAAUCAAGUACAAAGAGGACAUCCACCAGAAACAGCAAUUCUACUCGCCUCAACGAACUUAUGGAUUGAGGAAUCCUCUUCAGUCUCACAGAAACUCGGAGCAGACGAAGAGGUCACCUGUCUCAGCAUCCUCCGAGGCCCAGCAAGACCAGAUGUACGACAUGCCAGUGGCACUUCAGACUCUCCUGAGCUACCAGGCACAGAUCCCCUACAAUGUCCUUGCGAAUCACAUCAUCUUCGAGACGAAAAAACCUUUCGUACCAAAACCCCUGCCAGAAGACGCGAAGUACUCAUCUCAGUAUCCGAAUAAAAUAUUCUACAUCAGAGCUGAUGGACAGGUUCUCGAGGGUGUCCCGGCGAUGGGAAUCGGCGCGGGGGAGAUCAAGUACAAGGACGCAUCAUCUCAAGGUCACUAGUGGAGUAGAGUAUUAGAGAAUAGUUGGUAGGAAUGUUGAUGGAUCUGUUCUGUGCGGAGUAGUAAAAGGAGAUAAAUAGGAAUUUGCAUUCGCGUAAAAACUUCUUGUUUCUAACAAAUUUUCUUGUGUCACGGGUCAUAUUGCUUCAUAGAGAAGGUUAUUGCGAUCAGAGCAAGGAUAGACUCGUGAAGCCGAAAAGUUUUGCUCUCACAAAUGAAGUCUUUGUAAAGACUGAGAAAAUACAUAUAACAGUAUAUUUCAGGGCGAGUGCCAUGGGGU
Molecule: messenger RNA, 1261 nt
Organism: Diachasma alloeum
Lineage: Eukaryota; Metazoa; Arthropoda; Insecta; Hymenoptera; Braconidae
Exons: 3
Coding region: 5-982 (325 amino acids)
Source: RefSeq, a predicted model, not a curated record